UGAAAAAUGGAGAAGUCAUGUAUCCACAGAACAAUGCCUGAAUGACCUUGGAGCAGAGGAAGGAAUAAAGCUACAAAGUCUUAAAAAUCCCAAAACCACAAGCAUUGCAUCUGCUAGGGAGGUAACCAAAGUUUUGCGGAUUUAAUAGAACGAAGACAUGACGAGCAGAAGAACCAACUCUAACAGUUCAGCCACAUUUAAUUGGAGACUUGCCUACCCUCCUCCUUCUCCUCCUCCUCCUCCUCCUCCUCCUCGUACCCAUGAUAAUCCAUAUGGCUACUAUUUUUCUUCUCCUCCUCCACCUUCCCUUUCUUCUCCUCCUCCGCCCUCCCUUUCUUCUCCUCUUAACCAUCUUACUCCAUAUGACUACUUUUUUUCAAUUGAUGAUGAUGAUGUUAAUGAUCACUGGCAUUUCGAGGAACCUAUUCAGCCCCUGUCAAAUACCUUCCAAGUCACCCGAGUUACCAGAACAAGGAGGCCAUUUGGGGGAGCGAUAGGAGUAGCACAACCACCGGGUUUUGCAGGCUCACUAGCACCACCAGGUUCCCGAAUUCAUGCUUUGCUCCUCGACAAUCCAAGGACUAGACAGAUCCUCAGCGGCCAAUGGACUCCGGCAGCUCCUAGACAGGAAGCCGACUCCAGGUUGACCUAUAAUGAGCAAAAGAAGGCAUUGCAGAAGCUCAGGAAGCAGAUAUACAAUCCUUUACGGAGAAUAUCGCCAACGGUCAACUUGUAUUAUAGAGGCACUCCUGUUCAAGACAGUGGCAUAGGAAGAAAUGAGGGUAAGAGGUGUACCAUUUGCUUGGAAGAUUUUGAGCCUAAAGAAGAGGUUAUGCUCACCCCAUGUAACCAUAUGUUUCAUGAGGAAUGCAUUGUGCCAUGGGUCAAGAGCAACGGUCGGUGCCCGGUCUGUAGGUAUGGGAUAAGUGACUAAUCACAAAGGAAACCUAGGUUUCCCACUUUCCCUGUUGAUCGAGUGAUGUUAUAUGUAUCAUAUUUAUUGAUUACCAUAUCGGUUGCCCUAAGUAAUAAAGAGAUUAAAACUUCUAUUCA
Molecule: messenger RNA, 1053 nt
Organism: Rosa rugosa (rugosa rose)
Lineage: Eukaryota; Viridiplantae; Streptophyta; Magnoliopsida; Rosales; Rosaceae
Exons: 3
Coding region: 158-934 (258 amino acids)
Biological process (GO): ubiquitin-dependent protein catabolic process
Molecular function (GO): ubiquitin protein ligase activity
Source: RefSeq, a predicted model, not a curated record